Triticum aestivum (bread wheat) is the source of this 1637-nucleotide messenger RNA. RefSeq lists its product as uncharacterized. Lineage: Eukaryota; Viridiplantae; Streptophyta; Magnoliopsida; Poales; Poaceae. The transcript has 4 exons. The record is from RefSeq and is a predicted model, not a curated record. Bases 272 to 1381 code for a protein of 369 amino acids.
CUCCCAUGUACUGGCCGUACCCGUACCGGCUGUAUCGAGCGGAAAGAAAGAACGGACGAGGUGGAUGGCCUGAUUGGUCGAAGCCUCGCGCAUUCCGCGUCCCCAGUUCCGAUUUCCGAACCCUAAUUUUUUUCUGCCAACCUUUCCGCACCAUCCAAACGAGCGCCCAGUCGCUCCACCGCGCGGCCUCGUCCGUCCCCAAAUUGCUGCCCUCCUCUCUGUAUCACCUCUGCUUCUCCUCGAUUGGGUCCUCCGAAACUUGAGCAACAAGAUGCUCCACUCGUGGCGAAAUCUGGACCAUGUUCCCCGAUCUGCUUAUCAAUUCUGGAUCAUGGCCCGGAACAUCAUGGGAGUAAAAGACAAGAAGAAAUGGGGUAAACCGAAUUGGCUCUGCCACAUCACCGAAGGGAUAAGUAGAGAAGAAAAGAGGUGGGGAACCAAGGAGGUCCUUGUUAGACAUCCCGCGGACAAUGUAAGAUCGACUUUCAUCUUUAAGAACAGCAGCCACCGGGAUGGUGCUAUAUACAAAAGAAGCUUUGCUCUUCGAAAAUUAUGUCGUGUUACUGACCGUGAUGAGACACAACUUGAGCCAAUGAUGUUAUCGGAGCCAACGGAUUGCUUUCCUGACCGAGAAAGGUGCUGCGUGCAUUAUGAAAGGCCGAUGAUGCAAAUUUUCUCAUUAAAAUUGGCUAGUGUCUCUAUCAACACUAGCUCAGUAGAACUAUAUGGAUAUAUUGCAGUGCGGGAUUAUGUGGACUCAUUGCUUAAUUAUAUUGUCAACCGUAGCAGGGAUGACCCCAUUAUUGCGCAACAGGGUUCUUUCAUUGAGAUGACUGGCCCUAAGCGAGGCAUUGCAAUGAAUUCCCCUGUUCUAGUUGAAUUUGACAUGAGGAUCAAGACAGGAGAGAAAGAAGAAGAUGAUCUAACAUUGAUCGACGGCGCAACAGAUUAUUGUGACCUAACCAUACCUUCUGUGUCAUUCACACAUCGCAUUCAUGGCAAUUGUGGUGCGGUUGACAUCACUUUAGCACGUGUUUACAAUGCAGUGGAAGCAACAAUAGAUGUUCUCGUAUUGAAAGUGCAGAAUGGAUUCAAUUUAUCGCUCAGUUCGUUUGUGUUUGUCGGCGGAUCAGAUCAGGAAAUUCCUCUCUUUCGUGGCACUACUGCUGAGUCAUGUGGCUUAAGAAGAUGCGUGAUUGCUGUGAAGAUGGAUACUUGGAUGCAGUUGAAGUUCAAGGUAGGUCAGAACGGCUCUAAAAAUGAUCAUCUUGAACGCAGUUGCUACUUCAAAGCAAACAUUCAUGGAUGUGCCUGUCAACAAAUAAUGCUUCAGCAUGCCGCCCUCUCUGUGAAGGUGACUUGGUCGACCGUGCCAGUAUAAAGUCAUCGUGUUUCAAAUUCGAAUUUAAGUUGCAGUAUUUGAUCUUGGACGUGGUCUGUGUAAUUUUCGUUCUUUGAGAAACAGAUAUAUUUUACUCUGCAUUGGAUGGAUGUUUUAGUUAAUUUUUGUGUGCUAGAAGUCGGUAUUGUAUGCGCCUUCACUAGUUCAGUGAAAAGCAGGCAAUGUGUUUUACAUGUUCCCUAAGCAUGGCUUAUCUUUACUUGGAAGAUAGUAUCAUGUUUUGAUUUUGUAGUUA